Mixia osmundae IAM 14324 is the source of this 2082-nucleotide messenger RNA. RefSeq lists its product as uncharacterized. Lineage: Eukaryota; Fungi; Basidiomycota; Mixiomycetes; Mixiales; Mixiaceae. Bases 1 to 2082 code for a protein of 693 amino acids. The record is from RefSeq and is a predicted model, not a curated record. The transcript has 5 exons. Gene Ontology annotation, molecular function: RNA helicase activity; RNA binding; ATP binding. Gene Ontology annotation, cellular component: nucleus.
AUGCAAAAUGGAUCAAAUGGUGUGAACGGCCUUGAGAGCCGUAUGGGCUCUAUGGGCAUCGCAGAAAAACCUGCCUAUGUACCGCCCCAUCUUCGUGCAAAGCAACAAGCUGCUGCUGCUGCACCUCCUGUAGCAGCUCGUGCACCUGCCACGAACGGACACGGACUUGGAGCUGCUGCUCCUCCUUUCGUCCCACGACCUGCUGGCGCUGCUUCCUGGGAUGUCGAGACGCCCCGAUCGAGCGGAUUCGGCUCUCGUGGCGGUGGCUCGGGCGGAUUUGGCGGCAGACGGGCAGGCGCUGGCGUAGGUGCUUGGCAAGACGGCAAGCACAUCAUCGGCGAGGCGAGCGUGCGUAUGCAGAAGGAGCUCUUUGGCGAUGCUGGCGAUCCUUCGAAGCAGCAGACGGGCAUCAACUUUGACAAGUAUGCAGACAUCCCCGUCGAGGCGACGGGCAGCAAUGUGCCUCCACCUAUCACCACUUUCUCGGGUGACUAUCUCGAUGCUCACCUGCUCAGUAACAUCGAGCUUGCAUACUACAAGACACCCACGCCCGUGCAAAAGUACUCUGUGCCUAUCGUCGCUGCCGGUCGAGAUCUCAUGGCUUGCGCUCAAACGGGCUCAGGCAAGACGGGUGGCUUCCUCUUCCCCAUCCUGUCAGCCUCUUUCAAGGCAGGUCCUCGUGCCGUGCCAGACACUGGCGCAGGCAACUAUGGUCGCCCCAGCUUUCGAAACAAGAAAGCCUACCCGACCGGGCUCAUCCUCGCACCGACGCGUGAGCUCGUCUCUCAGAUUCACGACGAAGCUCGCAAGUUUGCCUAUCGAUCUUGGGUCAGACCCGCCGUCGUCUACGGAGGUGCAGACAUCGGCUCUCAGAUCAGAGCACUCGAGUCUGGCUGCGAUCUUCUUAGCGCCACGCCAGGUCGACUGGUGGAUCUCAUCGAGCGUGGCAGAAUCUCACUGGCCAACAUCCAAUACCUCGUCCUCGACGAAGCCGAUCGUAUGUUGGACAUGGGUUUCGAACCUCAGAUCCGCAGAAUCGUCGAAAAGGAAGAUAUGCCUGGCGUCAUGGAUAGGCAAACGCUCAUGUUCAGCGCCACCUUCCCGCGCGAGAUCCAAUAUCUCGCAAAGGACUUCCUCAAGGACUACGUCUUCCUCUCUGUCGGUCGUGUAGGAUCCACAUCCGAGAACAUCACGCAAAAAGUGGAGUACGUCGAGGACGAGGACAAGCGAUCCAUGUUGCUGGACGUGCUCUAUGCCAUCCCGCCCGGAGGUCUCACGCUUAUCUUUGUCGAGACAAAGCGUAUGGCAGACAUGCUCGAAGGUUUCCUUCGCCAGAACCAGAUCGAGGCCACCUCCAUCCACGGCGAUCGCUCUCAGCGUGAACGAGAGUACGCACUCGAGACGUUCAGAACCGGCCGUACGCCCGUCAUGGUUGCCACCGCCGUCGCUGCUCGAGGUCUCGAUAUCCCCAAUGUCACCCACGUCGUCAGCUACGACUUGCCAUCCGAUAUCGACGACUAUGUCCAUCGCAUUGGUCGUACCGGCCGUGCUGGCAACACUGGCAACGCUACCGCCUUCUUCAACCGUGGCAAUCGCAACAUCGCUCGCGAUCUGAUUGAGCUGCUCAAGGAAGCGAAGCAAGAAGUCCCAAGCUGGCUGGACGCUGUCGCUCGCGAGGGUGGCGGUUCGUUCGGUGGCGGUCGUGGACGUGGCGGCGGUGGCCGUGGACGUGGCGGCGGUCGCAAUACAGAUUUCCGGAAAGGUGGUGGCUUUGCGCCUGCGCCUAGCGCGGGCUAUGGCAUGUCGAACGGCUACGGAGGUCCAUCUCGCGGCAAUAUGGGUUUCGCCAUGGCCCCUGGCGGAUCCUAUGGCGGCAGCUAUGGCGGUGGUGGCGCACCUACCGGCCAGUCCUGGUGUAACAUCGCAAUUGCUAGACGUAAGGACGACGCGCCUUUUACUUCUGUUCGCUCGUGUACUCCAAACCUCAUCUCAACACGCCCUCUGACUAGACCGAAACGACGCUACGCUGCAUCGCAACACGAAGAUACCAUCUACAACAAUAGAAGCUUGUCCGUGUCAUGA